Messenger RNA from Procambarus clarkii (red swamp crayfish), 813 nucleotides. The record is from RefSeq and is a predicted model, not a curated record. Lineage: Eukaryota; Metazoa; Arthropoda; Malacostraca; Decapoda; Cambaridae.
AUGGCUGGUGGUGACGAUGCCAUGGCUGGUGGUGACGAUGCGAUUGCUGGUGGUGACGCCAUUACUGGUAGUGACGAUGCCAUGGCUGGUGGUGACGAUGCAAUGGCUGGUGGUGACGAUGCCAUGGCUGGUGGUGAUGCCAUGGCUGGUGGGGAUGCCAUUGCUGGUGAUGAUGCCAUGGCUGGUGGUGACGCCAUGGCUGGUGGUGACGCCAAUGCUGGUAAUGACGCCAUGGCUGGUGGUGAUACCAUGGCUGAUGAUGUCCCAAUGGCUGGUGAUGACGCCAUGGCUGAUGGUGACGAUAUGGCUGGUGUUGACGCCAUGGCUGGUGAUGACAUUGCUGGUGAUGACGCCAUGGCUGGUGAUGACACAAUGGCUGGAGAUGACGCAAAUGCUGGUGGUGAUACUAUGGCUGGUGUUGACGCCAUGGCUGGUGUUGACGCCAUGGCUGAUGGUGACGCCAUGGCUGGUGGUGAUGCCAUGGCUGGUGAUAAUGCAAUGGCUGGUGAUGACGCCAUGGCUGGUGGUGAUACCAUUGCUGGUAGUGACUCCAUACUUGGUGGUGACGCCAUGGCUGGGCAAACAUAUCGACUGUUAAUACAACGACAGCGGCAACAGCAGCAGCAGCAGCAGCAGCAGGAUGCCCAGCCAACAUCACCCAGCUCACCAAUCAACACACGAGUCAGGUCUCCCGACAUGUUCAGCCCCACGCCAGAUUUUGAACAGGAUUUCUCACCUAAAACACCCCCAUACUUGGCGGACGAUGACGAUUCCGACCCGAACCGCCACCACCAAGAACCCGCCGCUACAAAC